AUGGCGAAUGACAGCGGCGGCGGGGCCGGCCAGGGCGGCGGCGAGAGCAGCGGCGGCGGCGGCAGCAGCAGCAGCGAGCGCGACCGGCAGUACUGCGAGCUGUGCGGGAAGAUGGAGAACCUGCUGCGGUGCGGGCGCUGCCGCAGCUCCUUCUACUGCAGCAAGGAGCACCAGCGCCAGGACUGGAAGAAGCACAAGCUCAUCUGCCGCGGUGGAGGCGCCGCGGCGGCGGCGGCGGCCGCAGCAGGGGGCGCUGCCGAGCCCCGCGGCGGGCACCCCCCGCAGACCCGCGCCCACAGCGCCGGAGCCGCGGCGGGAGGCGGCAGCCGGGCGGCGGCGGGGGCCGCGGCCGGGAAGGGCGCGGCGCCGCCGCCCCCGGAGGCCCCCGCCGAGGCCGCCCCGGUGACCAACAACCACGUCGCCGCCGCAGCCGCCGGCGGUGAGGCGGAGGCCCCGGGCGCGGCCCAGUCCCCGUCGCCCUCCGGGGAGGCGGUGCUGCUGUACCGGGACAAGUCGAACCUGUACCCGGGCGGCGUGCAGGCGGGGCCCGGCGGGGCCGCGCUGCGCCCCAACGGGCAGACGAAGUCGCUGGUGCCGCAGCGGCUGGCGCUGGAGUACAUCGUGCCCUGCAUGAACAAGCACGGCAUCUGCGUGGUGGACGACUUCCUCGGCAAGGAGCUGGGCGGGCUGGUGGCCCAGGAGGUGCGGGCCCUCCACCACACCGGCCGCUUCACCGACGGGCAGCUCGUCAGCCAGAAGAGCGACUCCUCCAAGGACAUCCGCGGCGACAAGAUCACCUGGGUGGAGGGCAAGGAGCCGGGCUGCCAGACCAUCCGGCUCCUCAUGAACAGCAUGGACGAUCUCAUCCGACACUGCAACGGCAAGCUGGGCAACUACAAAAUCAACGGCAGGACGAAAGCUAUGGUGGCUUGUUAUCCAGGCAAUGGAACGGGAUACGUACGCCAUGUUGAUAAUCCAAAUGGAGAUGGAAGAUGUGUUACAUGUAUAUAUUAUCUUAACAAAGACUGGGAUGCCAAGGUAAGUGGAGGCAUCCUUCGGAUAUUUCCAGAAGGUAAAGCCCAAUUCGCUGAUAUUGAACCCAAAUUUGAUAGACUGCUAUUCUUCUGGUCUGAUCGCCGCAACCCUCAUGAAGUACAGCCAGCAUUUGCUACAAGGUACGCAAUAACAGUGUGGUAUUUUGAUGCAGAUGAAAGAGCACGAGCUAAAGUAAAAUAUCUAACAGGUGAAAAAGGUGUGAGGGUUGAACUUAAUAAACCUUCUGACUCAGUUGGGAAAGACGUUUUAUAAGCCUUUGAUUUAGCAACUCCCCUUGCUAUUUGCCCUGAUAAAUCUUGAUGCUAUCUAUUAACUUUUGAAUGUGAAUAACAAGAUAAAAGGAAAAUCAACAACAAACCAACAUUUUAAUAAAGAAGCAAACAGUGUUUCAAUGUUGCAUCAAAUAGAAGGUUCUUCGACUGCUGAAGCGUUGUACUAUGUGAUUGUGACUCCAGGCCUGUGACUGCUUAUGUGAAGAAGAUAAGCAAUCAGUAAGAAACAGCAUAUGCAUCUGGACAUAAAUAAGUGCCCUACAUAGAAUUUGUCCAUCCUUAUAUUUUGCCAGACCUGUCAUCCAGCUGAAUCCAAUUCAUCUCUCCCUUUUUUUAUAUGGUAAAAGUUUGAAUUUUGGGUAAUUUUUGUAUGACCAGGUACAGUUUAUCAAAAUUGAGUCUUUAAAAAAAAAAAAAAAAAAAAAAA
Gavia stellata (red-throated loon) is the source of this 1755-nucleotide messenger RNA. It is a transcript of the gene EGLN1, whose product is annotated as egl-9 family hypoxia inducible factor 1. Gene Ontology annotation, cellular component: cytoplasm; nucleus. Gene Ontology annotation, biological process: cellular response to hypoxia; peptidyl-proline hydroxylation to 4-hydroxy-L-proline. The coding region runs from base 1 to 1308 and encodes 435 amino acids. Gene Ontology annotation, molecular function: ferrous iron binding; L-ascorbic acid binding; peptidyl-proline 4-dioxygenase activity. The record is from RefSeq and is a predicted model, not a curated record. The transcript is spliced from 5 exons. Lineage: Eukaryota; Metazoa; Chordata; Aves; Gaviiformes; Gaviidae.